AUGGCGGCGCCCCCACCGUCCUACGCCCAUGCCGUCGCCGUCGACGACGAAGAAGACGACGGCUUCGACUGGGAGGCGGCCGUGCGCGAGAUCGACAGCGCCUGCGCCCUCGCCUCAACCUCCACGGCCGCCGUUUCGAACCCGUUCCCGCCGCCGCCGCCGCGCCAACCCUCGCCGUACCCACCUCCCUCGGCCGCGGCGCCCUUCCCCCACGGGCCGCCCGCGGGUGGCGCGCGGCAGUCGACGCUCGACCGUUUCGUCGACUCCUUCACCAAGAGACAGUUAGCGAAGGAGCGGCCGCCCCCAGCGCCGGCGGUUCCUGUGGCGGCACCGGUGCCACCUGCCAGCAGAGGGGCGCGCUUCGCGGCACGCCCGGACGAGGGGUGCUCGCGGGGUGCAGGCAGGGAGGAGAUCGCGGAGGGGGCCUGCGCCGUCGCGCUGGACCACGAGGCAGUGCAGACAUGGGUCUAUCCAACUAAUAUAGAAGUCCGAGAAUACCAGCUAUAUAUUGUCCAGAAGGCCUUGUUUACAAAUACACUAGUGGCUUUGCCAACUGGACUUGGCAAAACAUUUAUCGCUGCAGUAGUGAUGUAUAACUAUUUUAGAUGGUUUCCUGAAGGUAAAAUAGUAUUUACUGCCCCUUCACGUCCGCUUGUUACUCAGCAAAUUGAGGCAUGUCAUAAUACAGUGGGUAUACCACAGGAGUGGACGAUUGAUAUGAAAGGCAACCUAAGCCCUGAGAAGCGUUCAAGUUUUUGGAAGUCCAAAAGAGUAUUUUUUGUCACUCCACAGAUUCUUGAAAAUGAUAUACAUUCUGGUAUAUGCGUGAUGAAACAGCUAGUUUGCUUGGUGAUAGAUGAAGCUCAUAGAGCUUCAGGAAAUUAUGCUUACUGCACUGCUGUUCGUAAGUUGGUGGCAUCACAUGUACCAUUAAGGAUUUUAGCUCUGACUGCUACACCAGGAUCAAAGCAUCCAGAUAUCCAAGGUGUUAUCAACAAUUUAUGCAUUUCAGAGUUGGUUCAUCGUGAUGAAAGUGAUCCUGAAGUCCAACGAUAUGUUAACACACGUACAGUUGACCUUGUAAAGGUUCCUGUUGGCAGUGAUACAUUUCAAGUUUACGAGAAGCUUUUGGAAAUUAUACAUCCAUAUAUUGCCCAAUUGCGUGCUGCUGGGGUGAUUGACAAUAGGGAUGCUGAAAAGUGGAGCUCACACCAACUGCACAUUCUGAGGGAGAAAUUCAAUCAAGCACCCCCACCAAACAUUCCUAUUGAAAAGAAACAUGAAAUUCGCAGAUCUUUUGCAGCUGCCUUCUCACUUUGUCGCAUAAGUAAAUUGCUUUUGAGCCAUGGAAUCAUGCCGGCAUAUCAGGCGAUUGAAGCUAAUUUGAAUGAAGGGGCGUGGAAUAUGUUCUCAAGGAUUGAGGCCUUUGCCAGAGCAAAGGAAAUGAUGCAGAGCUUCUUAAACAAGGGCGUGUCCAGUCCAAAAGUGCAGAAAUUGGUAGAAGUGUUAAUAGAUCAUUUCCAAAAAAACAAUCCAAAGGACUCAAGGGUGAUUAUAUUUUCACAUUACCGUGAAAGUGUCAAAGAAAUACUAGGUGCAUUAGGAGGCAGUUGUACCAAUUUUUUCAGACCUGCUCAAUUCAUCGGUCAGAGCUCUGCAGGCGACAGGCUGAAGGGGCAGACACAGAAAAUGCAACAAGCUAUUUUGCAGAAAUUUCGAUCUGGGGAAUACAACAUUCUAGUGGCAACAUCAAUUGGCGAGGAAGGACUAGAUAUUGUGGAGGUUGAUCUUGUGAUCUGUUUCGAUGCCAAUGUCUCUCCAUUAAGAAUGAUUCAACGCAUGGGAAGAACUGGGCGGAAAAAUGAUGGGCGAGUUGUGGUGUUGGCUUGUGAAGGACAUGAGUUGCAAGGGUACAAAAAGAAACAAGGAAGUACUCGGACAAUGAAAAAUCUAUUGCGCAAACAGGAUAACUUUGAUUUCCAUGCUAGUCCUAGGAUGGUUCCGCAUAUCUAUAAACCGGAAGUUAAAUAUGUCAAAUUGUCAAUAGAGAAGUAUGUUCCUUGUUUAAAGAAAAGAAAAGUUGAUGUUAGUUGCGCAUCACCAAUUUUGAACAAGAUGUCAGUGGAAGAUGACCAACUGAUUGCUCGGUACUUUAGUGCAUGCAAAGAGGAUAUUUGGAAGCCAUCUCUUGUUGCAUUUCCUAGUUUCCAGGUUUCUCCCUGUGAUAUCUAUAAAGUACCUCAUUCUUUCCGAACAACAGAUAUGCUAAUUGAUGCUAUGCAACGGCUUCAAGAUCUUUCUUUCUCUAGGACAAAGUGUGGAACCCCCUUGCGAGAACCUGCUGAUGUAGCAGCUCUGAAGGAUCAGCCACUGGAAGGUCAUUACUAUCCAACUGGACAAGUGGCAUGUAGUAAAAGUGUUUGUGUGACAAGUUCUCCAGUAAAAAAAUAUCCUUUACACUCUUUCUUCUGUGGAGAUUAUGUAGCUGUGGAUAUUAAAGGUUACGUUUCAAUCACCUUUGUACCUGCCGUGCUGAGAACAUCUGAAUUCCAUAAGGACACACAGAAUGUGAAUUGGCAAUAUAAAGUCCAGAACAAGAUGGCUCCUUACAAUUUGACAACAGAAGUCAGUGGUCCAAGAACAGAUGGUGCUUAUUCAAGCAAACCGAUAUUUGCAGAUAAUGCAUCAAAUUUGGAUCCCCAUUCCCCGGAUUAUUCUGAACAAUAUGACCCUGGCAGGCAUGUACUUUUUCGUACAACACCAUCUAAAUCAUUUUCAAGCCCAACAGAAAAAUGGGGCACACCAUGCAAUACUAAAUUAGCGAGCCCAGCUUUGUCAGUUCAGGAAGACACGGAACUUAGUCCCAGGCUAACACAUUAUAUUGAAGAAGGAAUUGUUCCCGAGUCUCCAGUCCUUGAAGCUAGCCACCAGAGACUUGAAACAGAAAGAGCUUCUGAUGUUUGUUUUGUUCCUAAGGUUGAUUAUUCAAAAGCACACACUCAGGGCAAUGGGCCAGGAUGCCAUGAUGGAUCAUUGAGCUUCGGGGAAAAGGGCCAAUUUCCCGCUGGGGUAACUGAAGUUCUUGGAUUAACCAGGGAUAAUGUAUUAGGUCAGACUCAAGUAGAGGCAGAAGAGCCUUCAAAUGUGAAAAUAUGUAGUCCUGCUGCUCGCACUCCUACAGCAAAUCUGCUCUGUGAUAGCUUGUCUGAUGAUUGGCAGGUUAAGUCAGUAGCAGGGGAUACAUCAGGGUCAGUACAGCAAGCACCCAAGUAUAGAAGACUCUGCAAAUAUGGUGAAAAGAUCAAGAGGGUUCCCUCAAUGUCUUUGAAUGACAGAUAUGAUGGAUGUGGCGGAAGACAAUGUGAUGUUACAAAUAAAAGUAUGCCGAACCAAAUGGGGCAUGCUAGGGGAAACAAAGGGAAAGCCAAGAGGCGUCUGGAUAUAUAUAUUGAUGAGCAAGCCGAGGUGUCUGAAGAUACUUAUAUUUCAGCGGAUGAGGAUGAUGAUCAGAGUGAGGACAAAUACGAAGAUAGCUUUAUUGAUGACCAGGCAACUCCUAGUGGCCAAUUUACUCAGAGUGUACAAGGUGGUGAACAUACUGGCGACAGAAUGGCUUUCUAUAGGCGGUCACUACUUACUCAGUCCACAGUAGUUCUUCCCUCAAGAUACCAAGAUCUCUCUGACAAUUCUGUCUCUAUAGCCGGAAGUGCGAGCUGUUCAUCAGGAAACUCGCACAAUCCUAUCGAGACUCCACAAGGGAUUCUUCAAAAACAUGGUACCACUGGCCCAAGUCCUCUAGGUCCCCAGCAAAGCUCCCUGGAGAGAGCGAGUUUUAUAAAGGAGCAUGGUCAAGCUAGUGUUGUCAACUGCGAAUCAACCAGCAAACCAGAUAGCAUAAAGAGAAAGCUAAGCUUCCAGCAAGCUGCCUCGAUCCCUAUCAUAAACCUUGAUCUGGAACCAGCACCACCUUCCUCACACCUUGCUACUGAAGCCGGCAAUGAUAUAUACUGGGAUGAUGCUUUCUUUGAGGGCCUCGAUCUUGAUGCAAUUGAAGCACAGGCGACCGAGCAAUUGAGACUGCAGAAGGCACAAUCACAGAAGCCAGCAGAAACUAAGCGAGCAUCUGAUGUGAGCUUCACGCCUCCAUCGUUUGAUCUUGGGUUCUGAUAACCCAUUUUGGUGAAUUUCACUUCAAAAACCCAUUCUGGUGAAUAGCCAUCCAGAAUAUGCUUAUGUGCUGUUCCACCAGAUUAUCUGGGAUCAAGCUUCAGAUAUGUGCGAUUAGCAACAUCCUGGUCUAUCAGUCUGUUAUCAAUGACCUCUUUCCCCACAAGGUCUGAACUUGGGUGGUACAUGACAGACGGGGUUCAAGAUGUUUCAGAUGAGCCCUGCUGUGUUGCUGCCACGACUGCUUCUGUGAGAAUAUUUAUAGGAAGCCCAGAAGAUCAGGAGGUGAUGUCGAGAGAUACGUGGCAGCUAUUUAGCAUUCAGUACAUAAUUACACCUUGUAUAACAACAGGUCAACAGCCCCUAGCUGUAAAUAUUGUAUUAUGUAAGUGCCUAGCUGUGGGUGUGUACAAACGAAAUUUGCAGUUCCUUGAAAGGUUAACCAUGCAGUAAGGGUUAGCUUGU
This is a messenger RNA of Lolium rigidum, 4632 nucleotides long. Its product is annotated as DEAD-box ATP-dependent RNA helicase FANCM-like. Lineage: Eukaryota; Viridiplantae; Streptophyta; Magnoliopsida; Poales; Poaceae. The transcript is spliced from 21 exons. Gene Ontology annotation, molecular function: four-way junction helicase activity; four-way junction DNA binding; 3'-5' DNA helicase activity. The record is from RefSeq and is a predicted model, not a curated record. Gene Ontology annotation, biological process: double-strand break repair via synthesis-dependent strand annealing; replication fork reversal; interstrand cross-link repair. Bases 1 to 4167 code for a protein of 1388 amino acids.